Erigeron canadensis is the source of this 837-nucleotide messenger RNA. RefSeq lists its product as uncharacterized. Lineage: Eukaryota; Viridiplantae; Streptophyta; Magnoliopsida; Asterales; Asteraceae. The coding region runs from base 158 to 766 and encodes 202 amino acids. The record is from RefSeq and is a predicted model, not a curated record. The transcript has a single exon.
GCAAUUUAUCUUGUUGGUAGCAGACAAUUAAGACUAGCUAGCUUUCCUAAUAAACCAUCCACAACUGCGUAUAUAUCCAUCCUCAAACUCAAACCUGGCCUAGCUAGCUGCUAUAGAAACUAUAAUAUAUAUAAUCCUCAUAUAUAUAUAUAUAUAUAUGGAUGGCAUGAACAACAACCCAUUUUCUAAUGAUGAGUGGAUACAACAAUAUCCCAACACAUCCGUAAAUGAUCAACACCAUGGUACUACUACUGCUCAUGCUCCAAUAACGAUAUCAUCAUCGGUCUAUGGCCAAGGACCCACAGGCGGCCAGGACGAUGGUCCAAAACCUAUACGUAGACGAUCACGGGCUUCCAGGAGAACACCGACCACUAUCCUGAAUGCUAGCCCAAAUGACUUUAGGGCCUUGGUUCAACGCUUUACCGGCUGCAAUAGCAAAGAUCAUGAUGAUCACUUGACUACUUCGGUUUCUUCUGUUAUGAAUAAUUUACCAAAAGGUCCUGUUAAUAUAGACUUUGCGAGGAAUGAUGUGAAAGAAGCUGCAAGUUCAUCAAGGUAUACGUCAUACGCUAUUAAUAAUAAUAAUAAUAAUAAUGUUAAUCAGGUGAUGAGAUUACCUCUACAUGGUGAUCAGCAACAAAUGCAAUCAGUAGAUGGUCAUCAUAUGCAUGCUGGUAAUUAUGAAAUAAUGGACGAUGCUUCUGUUCUUAAUUACGAAUCUUCAUUACUCGUUAAUGAUACAGAUAGUGGUGGCUUUAAUAUUUGAAGAUAUCGACUGUAAUUCUAAUAUUUUGUUCCUUAAUUGAAAAUAUAUAUAUCUUGCAGUUUUUUUAAUUA